Messenger RNA from Penaeus chinensis, 725 nucleotides. RefSeq names its product sorting nexin-3-like (gene Snx3). Lineage: Eukaryota; Metazoa; Arthropoda; Malacostraca; Decapoda; Penaeidae. The record is from RefSeq and is a predicted model, not a curated record. Gene Ontology annotation, molecular function: phosphatidylinositol-3-phosphate binding. The transcript has 2 exons. Bases 100 to 417 code for a protein of 105 amino acids. Gene Ontology annotation, biological process: late endosome to Golgi transport; endocytic recycling. Gene Ontology annotation, cellular component: early endosome membrane; retromer complex.
CUUCCUCAUGCACCCAAUGGCAUUCAUGACAGUGGGUGGACACGGGAGGCCGAGGAACGUAGAGGUGGACACAGAAGGUUCAGAAGGCGACCACUAACCAUGGCAGACGUGACCAACGACUCCACUCGCCGCCUCGUCUCCAAGAAGCAGACCUUGGAUGAUGCUUAUGCAGCUCCUGCCAACUUUUUAGAGAUAGAUGUUGUCAAUCCUAUCACUCACGGCGUUGGCAAUAAGAGAUACACAGACUAUGAAGUGCGGAUGCGGGUACGUGUCAAGAUAUCAUUACUAACCACCCUCCAUGUGCCUUACAGAGUAGCAGGACAUCCUCUUGCACAGAAUGAAAAGUGCCUACACAUGUUCAUUCAAGAGCCCGUCAUUGACAAAAACUAUGUGCCCGGGAAAAUCCGCAACACGUGAGCCACCCCUUCUCCCCUUCUGCAAGUGACCAACAUGGAAGCUUCAUGUAUUCUUCUGACAUAAAUUAUGGGUCUAAUAAGGCUGAAGACAAGAUCUAUACACUGAUGGGAAAAUUUUUUCACCUAUCUAGACCACCCCUUCUUCCACAACCAUUGAAGCUCACUGAUACCACUGAAUACUCUUUAAGUUGUACAUCUCACCCCCACCUUUUUAUUACUAAUAUUUUGUUCUUUUUUUUAUUAUUGUAUUUUUGCAGUGCUGUUACCUAUUUUUUAUUUUGCAUCACUCCUGGAUUCCUUAGAUCUAAC